AUGUCGCAGAGACGGGAUCGAUUGAGGUGGGUGGGGAGUCGAGAAGAAGUUGGCGUGUCAGGUUUAUAUGCUGAGGCGGAGCGCGCUGCAGGCCGCCGUGAGAGUGAACAAAAAUGGUCGCGGAAAUGUCCCGAAGCGUGGUGGUUGCCUGCGCUGGCACUCGAAGCUCUAACCCUGCCCCUACAAACACUCCAAUUGAAGCGCGACAGUUGCCUUGAUGAUCGUCCAGAGCUUCACUCAAUUACGCGACAGGAAGGUUUCGCCUAUUUUAAUGCUGGGGAAAUGCCAGAUGCGUACCUGCCCAGUGGCCGACCCCCGGCUGUGACGUCGUCUUGGUGA
Messenger RNA from Parastagonospora nodorum SN15, 339 nucleotides. RefSeq lists its product as hypothetical. Lineage: Eukaryota; Fungi; Ascomycota; Dothideomycetes; Pleosporales; Phaeosphaeriaceae. The coding region runs from base 1 to 339 and encodes 112 amino acids. The transcript is spliced from 2 exons. The record is from RefSeq and is a predicted model, not a curated record.